Pygoscelis adeliae (Adelie penguin) is the source of this 2605-nucleotide messenger RNA. It is a transcript of the gene NADK, whose product is annotated as NAD kinase. Gene Ontology annotation, biological process: NAD+ metabolic process; NADP+ biosynthetic process. The transcript has 11 exons. Lineage: Eukaryota; Metazoa; Chordata; Aves; Sphenisciformes; Spheniscidae. Bases 32 to 1357 code for a protein of 441 amino acids. The record is from RefSeq and is a predicted model, not a curated record. Gene Ontology annotation, molecular function: NAD+ kinase activity.
UCUCUCUCGCUGAGGUUCCUUCACUUCCAGUAUGGAGAUGAAUCGAGAAAAACUGUGUACCAGUAAGGCUGAUGUGAGUUCAGAUUCUGCUUACCAUUGCUCAACGUGUCAUGAUGAUGAGGAGUGGAGCAAUACUAGCCGGGGACGAGCUAAGUCACGAAGUUUGUCUGCUUCACCAGCCCUGGGAAGCACCAAAGAAUUCCGGAGAACACGCUCCUUGCAUGGACCAUGCCCAGUGACCACAUUUGGACCAAAGGCCUGUAUGCUGCAAAAUCCUAAAACAAUUAUGCACAUUCAGGAUCCAGCAAGCCAGCGGUUGACAUGGAACAAACCUCCCAAGAGCGUCCUUGUUAUUAAAAAGAUACGUGAUGCCAGUCUGCUGCAGCCUUUCAAAGAACUUUGUGUGUAUCUUACUGAGGAGAAAAAUAUGAUCGUGUAUGUAGAAAAAAAAGUAUUGGAAGACCCUGCUAUAGCUAAUGAUGAUAAUUUUGGACCAGUGAAGAAGAAAUUUUGCACCUUCAGAGAAGAUUAUGAUGAUAUCUCCAAUCAGAUAGACUUUAUCAUAUGCCUGGGAGGAGAUGGGACCUUACUUUAUGCUUCUUCGCUUUUCCAGGGUAGUGUACCUCCAGUUAUGGCUUUUCAUCUGGGAUCCCUUGGAUUUCUUACUCCAUUUAAUUUUGAGAAUUUUCAGUCCCAAGUCACUCAGGUUAUAGAAGGCAAUGCAGCACUUGUUCUACGAAGCAGGCUGAAAGUGAAAGUGGUAAAAGAGCACAGAGAGAAAAUGACAGUACAAAAUGGUAUAGAAGAAAAUGGAGUAGUGUCUACAAAUAUAGAGAAAGAAGUGGGCAAGCAAAUUAUGCAAUAUCAGGUCCUAAAUGAAGUUGUAGUGGAUCGUGGUCCUUCUUCUUACCUUUCCAAUGUAGAUGUCUUUCUAAAUGGACACCUUAUAACAACAGUGCAAGGAGAUGGAGUCAUUGUCUCCACGCCGACUGGUAGCACUGCAUAUGCAGCUGCAGCAGGAGCUUCUAUGAUUCAUCCAAAUGUUCCUGCAAUAAUGAUCACCCCAAUCUGCCCUCACUCAUUGUCUUUCAGACCUAUUGUUGUUCCUGCUGGAGUGGAACUCAAGAUUAUGCUCUCUCCGGAUGCCAGGAAUACAGCAUGGGUUUCAUUUGAUGGAAGGAAGAGGCAGGAAAUAUGCCAUGGAGACAGUAUUAGCAUCACUACCUCUUGCUAUCCCCUUCCUUCGAUCUGUUUCCGAGAUCCUGUGAGCGACUGGUUUGAAAGCUUGGCUGAGUGUUUACACUGGAAUGUUCGGAAGAAGCAAAAUAACUUUGCUGUUGAAGAAGAAGAAUUUUGAGUGUCUACAUCUAACAAGACUCAUGGGAAUGGAAAGUGGCAGUAUCCCUUCUAUAUGCUUGGGUUCUCAAGUUUUUGGCUGACAAGUGUGGUCACCAUCUCAGACAUACAUAGUGAUUAUAGUUUAUAUCUGUCUGAUCUGCUUGUGCUACUUCCUGUCCACCAAGAGCAGGAAUUGAAGAAAUUAGGCUCCAAUUGUUGUAAUCCAAUUUGAAUUUCCUUUAAAUGAGCACUCUGAAAAAGGAUUAUUUCUGAUUGGUAUUGACAACCACAUCUGUAGAUUUUUAUUGUAACCUAUAACUUACCAAUAACGUGGUAGGCUGAAUGUAGAUACAUAAUAGAAAAGUGGCAGUAGAAAAGUGGCAUUGAAAUAGUGUGUUUAAUUUGGUAUAUUUGUAACUCCAUUUAAGACUGCUAUGCAUAUGAAGGCUCUAAGAAAUUUUCUUUAAAAAAAAAAAGAAAAAGUUCCUCUUUGUUAGCUUAAAUGUCUUGCCCAAAAGAAGUCCCCAUCAAGACAGCGCUUAAAAUACUUUCUCCUUACUUGUGAAUGUGACACACUGCGAAGGUAACACCCAUGAAGAAUGUUUUUUAUGGAUAGAUGGAACUAGUAAAAAAAAGUGUGUGUGUAUAUAUAUUUUUAAUAUACAUAUAUAUCUUAUGCCCAUUUGAACAGUGUUUGACCCUUGGCUGUCAUCACUGUGUAAAUGUCCACAAAUAGCAUGGGCGAGCAUUAGCGUGGACUUAGUUGGUUAUUACAGUGAUCUCCAUUUUUGUAGCUGAGCUUACUUGUAGCUCUGCAGUUCCUGUUGGUGGGAAUCAUCAAUGUGUUGUUGUUUCUUAUUAUUUUUGUUUGAUUCUCUGGAAUAAAUGGUAGCAUUAGAGACUAUAAAGUAAAAAAAAAAAAAUUCUCCAAGUGUUCAAGAAGAAUCUGGACUUCAAUUACUACUAUAUUGUCUAGUUCCACUAUUGUCUUGAAGAAAAAGAAUAUCCUAUACUAGGCCCUGAAUGCCCUCAACUUCCAUAGAUGCCUUCCAACUCUUGGUGCCGAGUAAUACAGAAGGGGAUACUGCAUUGGUAGGCUGAUAAAUGAGAAGACACAUUCCCAGUAGAGUAGCAAUGGUGCCUUCAGCACACUCAAGAUAUUCUAAGUCUCGUAUUUACUUUUUUAAGAUGCUUUCAAAUGUUUCUAACUUCUCUAUGUACAUAUUUUAUUGUAUGUGCUUUUAUGAAAGAAAAAUGAAAUCCAACA